Messenger RNA from Theileria parva strain Muguga, 561 nucleotides. RefSeq names its product Proteasome complex subunit Rpn13 ubiquitin receptor family protein (gene ADRM1). Gene Ontology annotation, cellular component: nucleus; cytoplasm; proteasome regulatory particle, lid subcomplex. Gene Ontology annotation, biological process: ubiquitin-dependent protein catabolic process. The record is from RefSeq and is a predicted model, not a curated record. Gene Ontology annotation, molecular function: ubiquitin binding; proteasome binding; endopeptidase activator activity. The transcript is spliced from 4 exons. The coding region runs from base 114 to 464 and encodes 116 amino acids. NCBI's taxonomy places the organism in Eukaryota, Apicomplexa, Aconoidasida, Piroplasmida, Theileriidae.
GUAAUCUUAUAUUUCCCACACUUUCAUACUAAUCUAUGGUUUAAACUUAAUUAUAAAAUUUUAUUAUAUAUUUUUAUGAUUUAAAUGUAAUUUUUGUUGAUAUAUUUUUAAAAAUGACAAGUGAUAGAGGAGUCAUUUGUCAAAUAAGAGCUGGAAAGUGUAUUCUUAACGAUAAAUUGGUAUCACCAGACCUCAGAAAAGGCUCGUUAAGACUUUUUAAAGGAGACGAUGAUUUAUUGUCAGUUCAAUGGCUAACAAGAGAUGAUUCCAAUGUUGAAGAUACAUUGUAUAUAUUCGACGACGCAUAUCUUGAAAAGGUACCGCAAUGCUCCACUGGAGAGGUUUAUGUACUAAAAUUUACAAGUAACAACCACAGGUCGUUUUACUGGAUUCAGGAGACGAACGUAACCACAAUUAAGACCUUUGUGGACUCAUUUAACAGGAACACCGGGUACAUUAAGUAAAACGUAACUACUUUAAUAAAUUCAAAAUUAUUAUCGCCGAUAUAAAAAGAAAUGAUAAAAUGGAACCUGGUUCCAUAGUAAAUCUCUCCUAUUAACA